AUGCCACAUGAAAUUGGUGAUCUUCAUAACCUAGAGGAGUUGGGACUCUCAUGGAACAACCUAGUUGGACCUAUUCCAACUACCAUCUUCAACAUCUCAACAAUCAAAAUAAUUGGAAUUGCAGGAAAUAAACUCUCAGGAAUUCUUCCAUCUACUACUAAAGUUCCAAAUCUUGAGCGUCUUACAAUGGGAUCUAAUGAUUUUAGUGGGACAUUUCCAAGCUUCAUCAGCAAUGCUUCCAAGCUUUCAAUGCUAGAUAUUUCAAGUAAUUCAUUCACAGGCUUCAUUCCUAGUACAAUUGGUAAUUUAAGAAAUCUUGAGUGGCUUAACUUAAAAGAAAAUUACUUGACAUCGCCCACUCCAAAUCUGAGCAUUCUUUCUUCUUUGGCGAAUUGCAAGAAUUUAAAACAUUUAGAGUUAGCAGGAAAUCCACUCAACAGCCUCCUUCCAAGUUCCAUAGGAAAUCUUUCUAUUUCCUUGGAAAAUGUUUACAUGAAUGAUUGCAAUGUUAGUGGCAACAUUCCGAAAGAGAUAGAAAACUUAAACCACCUGAUAGAAAUCCAAUUACAAAGCAAUAAAUUGACUGGACCUAUUCCAGCUACACUAGGUGGACUACAAAAACUCCAAGGUUUGAAUCUUAGAGAUAACAAAUUAGAAGGAUCCAUACCAGAUCAUCUUUGUCGUUUGAUUGAAUUAGUUGAGUUGCAGCUAGAUGGUAACAACAUUUAUGGAUCUAUACCUGCAUGCUUAGGCAAUCUCACUACACUAAGAAAACUAUCAUUGGCCUCUAAUAGGUUAACUUCUGUCAUACCUUCAACUUUGUGGCAGCUUAAGGACAUCUUGUACUUUAAUUUGUCAUCAAAUUUUCUAAACGGAUCUGUCCCAUUCGAAAUUCAAAGUCUGAAAGUUGUAGUAGCUAUAGAUUUGUCAAGGAAUCAUUUGUCAGGCAAUAUCCCAACUGAUAUUGGAAGCCUAAAAAAUCUACAGAAUCUCUCCUUAAGAUAUAAUAGAUUUGAAGGCUUGAUUCCUGAAUCAAUUGGUGACAUGACAAGCUUGAAUUUCUUGGAUCUGUCUAAUAACAAUCUCUUUGGAGUUAUUCCUAAGUCUUUAGAGAAACUCUCAUACCUCUUAUAUCUAAAUUUGUCUUUCAACCAACUAAGUGGUGAAAUUCCUACUGGAGGAACUUUCAGAAACUUCUCGGUUGAAUCAUUUAAGGGGAAUCUUGCAUUGUGUAGAUCUCCACAAUUGCAACUUCCACAAUGCCAAACAAGCACACAUCGAAAAUCAAGGACAAAAAAGGUUCUUCUAUUGAUUGUUUUGCUGCCACUAAGCAUUGUAGUCACAAUGGUUGUCCUGGUUCUUACAUUUGUGUUGACCAAAGGCCGAAAGAAGAGCAGAAAGCCACCUACUAAUGCUGAAGUGUAUCCACAACAUACAUGGAGAAGAAUUUCUUACCAAGAACUGGUUAGAGCUACAAAUGGAUUUAGUGAGAACAACCUGCUUGGCAGAGGAAGCUAUGGUUCCGUUUACAGAGGAAGAUUAGAUGAUGGGAUGGAGCUUGCGAUAAAGGUAUUCCACCUACAUUUUGAAGGCGCACUCACCAGUUUUGAAGCAGAAUGUGAAGUUCUCUCCAGUAUUCGACAUCGAAAUCUUGUUAAAAUCAUUAGUAGUUGCACAAAUGAUGAUUUUAAAUCUUUGAUACUUGAGUACAUGCCCAAUGGGAGCCUGGAGAAAUGUUUGUAUUCUGACAACUGCAUUUUGGACAUUUCACAUAGGUUGAACAUAAUGAUAGAUGUUGCUUCUGCUUUGGAAUAUCCCCAUUUCAGUUAUUCAGUCCCCAUUGUACACUGUGACUUAAAGCCCAACAAUGUCUUGCUAGAUGCAAAUAUGGUUGCACAUUUGAGUGAUUUUGGAAUUUCAAAGCUCUUAAGUGAAGAAGACUCUAUGAUGCAAACGCAAACCCUUGCUACCAUUGGUUAUAUGGCACCAGAGUAUGGAAGAGAAGGAAAAGUAUCGCAAAAGGGAGAUGUUUACAGCUUUGGUAUUAUGCUAAUGGAAACAUUUACACGGAAGAAGCCAACAGAUGAAAUAUUUAGUGAGGAAAUGAGCUUAAGGAGUUGGGUUGGUGAAUCAUUAUGUAGUGCAGUGAUGAAAGUUGUGGAUGGCAAUUUGGUAAGUAGGGAUGAUGAAAAUUUCUCGAGAAAGGAGGAAUGUUUAUCAUCAAUCUUGAGUUUGGCAAUGGAGUGUACAAGAGAAUCACCUGGGGAGAGGAUCAACAUUAGAGAAGUGAGAGGAACAAAAAUGUGCUUGCUAGACAACAACCCAUUGAUUGAAGGAUUUAGCUUCAACAGAAUAUGGGGACAAGUGGAUUAG
Messenger RNA from Pistacia vera, 2373 nucleotides. RefSeq names its product receptor kinase-like protein Xa21. Bases 1 to 2373 code for a protein of 790 amino acids. The transcript has 4 exons. Gene Ontology annotation, molecular function: protein kinase activity; protein binding; ATP binding. Lineage: Eukaryota; Viridiplantae; Streptophyta; Magnoliopsida; Sapindales; Anacardiaceae. The record is from RefSeq and is a predicted model, not a curated record. Gene Ontology annotation, biological process: protein phosphorylation.